Molecule: messenger RNA, 3018 nt
Organism: Linum trigynum
Lineage: Eukaryota; Viridiplantae; Streptophyta; Magnoliopsida; Malpighiales; Linaceae
Source: the annotation of a GenBank genome assembly
GAAUAUUGUUGAACUCGCCAAAUACGAGGAGUACAGUUAAUAGAAUCUCGAAAGCUUAACGAUUCAAAGGUCGUGUCAACUCCAGAAAUCUACUUGUUCGUCGACGAAAAGGUUUAAUUACUAAUUAGUCACGAAAAUUGCAAUUUAGCGAUCUCAAUUGUUCAAGAAAAUCAGUGAAAGGACUAAUGUGUAGUUUUCCAAUAGUAUAGUGAUUACAUUUAACAAAAAAAAAAUGAAGUAGUGAGAGACGCACUGCGGGCCGCGGGGAGUCACAAACGCCGAGUCGCCGACCAUGGCUCGCCGAUUUAGUCCUCCCAAACAACCAUCGUCGGCUAAUGUCAUAAACCAGUUGGUCCCAAUAACUCGAGUUGUUGGGAGAAGGUUAUGCUGGAUCUUAUACCACUCUCUAACACGCCCCCUCAAACGAAAGCCAACCCAUGGGCUUGAAGUUUGCACAGGCCCACCAUACCAUGUGCUUGAAAGACAACGGUUAAUAUUGGGGGUCGUGGAGAUUCGAACACAUAACUUUUCAGUUUUAGGCUUUGAUACCAUGUCAUAAACCAGUUGGUCCUAAUAACUCGAGUUGUUGGGAGAAGGUUAUGCUGGAUCUUAUACCACUCUCUAACAACUUCGGCCAACAUUUAUCAGGAUCGCCAUCCCGACGAGCUCGGUCCACCGCCGGGGUGUGAAAUCGUGCCGCCGCCGCCGCUUCAAAGUCCCGACGAAGCGCAGAGGAAGGAUCAAGGUUUGCGGGUGUGUUAGAGCUCAAGGUGAGUUAUGCAAAUAUAGUAAGAGCUGGUUUCAUGGCUAGCAUGGGGUAAACAAGUUUCUGUCUAGAACUCUGAGUUUGGGCAAGUGCACAACCAGCAUGCUGGCCUUGUUUUGCUAAGUUAUGUUGUUACUUCGAGCUUCCAUCGAUGGCUCUACAGGGACGAUUGGGGUCGGUGCAACAAGCCUCGGCAGCUACUGUAGUUGAAGGGCUACGAGUUAAGUAUCUAAAAACUUAUCUCUGUUUGCUGUUUCUCGAACUCAAAUGCUGCUACAGUAUGUUAUUGUAUCAACUCCUUUGGCGUUUCAAACUAUUACUUCAAGCAAAACGUUGCUACAGUAUGUUAUUUACUGGGUCCCAGAGUCCUAGUGAUCAUCCUAUUGCUAUACAAAAGCUAAUCAUCCAUCACCUACUACAUAGAACAAACAAAACAGCAUCAAUAAUGGCAGAUGAUCGGAAGCGGAUUGCCAUAAUCGGAGCAGGAAUCAGCGGCCUGCUCGCCUGCAAAUACGCCCUCUCAAAGGGUUUCCACCCCACAGUCUUCGAAGCCCAGAACGGCGUCGGAGGGCUCUGGAACAAGACUCUGUCCACCACCAAGCUCCAAACCCCGAAAACAAUCUUCCGAUUCUCCGACUUCCAGUGGCCGGACUCUGUCACCGUCGAGUUCCCUUCUCACGACCAAGUCCUCGAUUACCUCCGAGGAUAUGCUGAUCAUUUCUGCCUGUCAAAGCACAUCAAAUUCAACACCAAAGUCCUCAGCAUCAACUACAAGGGAGUUUCGGAGGAAGGGAUGGAGAAGUGGAGCCUCUGUGGAGGGAAAUGGGAAGUGGAAGUUUCGACCGCCGGUGGGAGUUCGGCGAGGAGUGAGGUUUACGAAGCAGAUUUUGUGGUCCUCUGCUUGGGGAAAUACAGCGAUGUCCCGCAUAUUCCCGAGUUUCCUCCUGGGAAAGGACCUGAAGCGUUUCAGGGGAGAGUGAUUCAUUCCAUGGAGUAUUCUGAUUUGGAGGCAGAGGAAGCUAAAGAGUUGGUUAAAGGGAAAAAAGUUGCUGUCGUUGGAUUCCAGAAACAAGCUCUGGAAACCGCCAUGUUGUGCUCUGAAAUUAACGGUAAAGAAAAUCCCUGCAGAGUACUGUACAGGACAGAGCACUGGAACAUCCCUGAUUUCCAGGCAUGGAGUUUCCCAUUGGCGAAACUGUACUUCAAUCGGUUUGCAGAGCUAUUGAUUCACAAACCUGGAGAAGGGCUCUUCCUCCGUCUUUUGGCCACCAUUCUUUCUCCAGUCAGAUGGGCGAUCUCCAAGUUUGUGGAAAGCGAUAUCAAGCACAGGCAUCAACUGGCGAAACACGGGAUGGUUCCGAAGCACAGUUUCCUUCAGGCGAUCACGACGUGCCUGGUUUCGACGGUCCCGGAGCAAUUCUACGACAGGGUCGUAGAUGGAAGCAUCAUGUUGAAGAAAGCUCCGAGCUUUAGCUUCUGUAAGGAAGGGAUUGAAGUCGAAGACGAUGAAAAUUCGGUACUUGAGGCCGACGUGGUGAUAUUGGCUACCGGUUUCAACGGCGAGAAGAAGCUGCAGGACAUUUUCGGAUCGGAGAACUGCCGGGAGGUCAUCGCCGGCGACCAUCCAAACGCCGUCGUUCCUCUUUACAGGGGAUGCAUACCUCCGAGAAUUCCGCAGCUGGCGGUAUUGGGAUACUCGGAGAGUUUCAACAACUUGUUCACGUCGGAGAUGAGGGGACGGUGGCUGGCGGAGCUUCUGGCGGGGAAGUUUAAGCUGCCGGCGGUCAAGGAGAUGGAAGAGGAUGCGGCGGAGUGGGAUGCGUAUCUGAAGGAAUACGGCGGCGAGUUCUGCAAGAGAUCGUCCGUUAGCGCUAUCCACAUAUGGCACAACGACCAGCUGUGCGUGGAUAUGGGCUGGAAGCCCCGAAGAAAGAAUGGGCUCUGGGCCGAAUUGUUUGAGCCGUACGGCCCAAUGGACUAUGUUUCCCCUAGACCAGUCACUAAUUUUCCCACCUUGCGACUUUGUAGUUCAUAAGCAAGAGAUUUCUCAUUAAUUUGUUACAUAACAAUGGUUCCAACGGAUAAUUUAAAGUUGAGAAUUCAGUUAAUUUCUUCUCAAUUUAAUUUGAUUCCUCUCAUUAUUCAAUCAACGUCAUCAAAUAAACAGAACUUCAAACCGAAUUCUACAAACAUAUAAGUAUUGAUGGAUACUUUCUGAUUUUAUAAUUUUAAAAUAAAACAUUAUUCCAUAA